AUGGACGGGGCUGAGCUCAAAUACAUGUUUAUUAUUGAAUCAAAAGCAUUGAAAGAAAUUGAGUUUGUUGCUGAUUUCACAGGAAGUGAACAAAUAAUUAUUGAGCAAGCAUCUAGUGCUUAAUAAAAUCAGAGUCUUUCAUCAGGCAAAAACGAUAAAACAGCAAUGAUAGUUAAAAAAGAUAUAGCCCCAUAAUAAGUUGAACUAGUCGCUAAAGUGAGACUUUUAAAAAAUUGGAAACUUAAAUCAAAAUUCAGAUUUACUCUUAAAAACCCACCUAUUGAAAGAUAAAAGGAGUUUCUUAGAAAAUAUCUGACAGAGCAUAAAUAAAAAUUGGAUAUUGUAAGGAAGAUUUUCGCUAACAUUCCAUUCUCACUACUACCAAUAGAUUAAGCAGAGUAAAAGUUAAAAGAAAUGAAUAAUCAUAAUUUCAUUGAUUUGGAAUUUGAGCCAUCUGAUUCAAGUGUUUUUGACUAUAACAUAGAUUCCCCCUUUGAUGUAAUUGUCCAUUGGAGAAGGCCUCAAGAAUUUCUUAAAGCUGAUUUUGCUGAAGGACUAAUGGAGCCAAAUGUUUUCUAUGAAACUAUAGAACCAAAUGAUAUCAAGCCAGGCGUUUUAGGUGAUGACUGGUUUUUAUCAGCAGUUGCGAUAUUAGCAGAGAGACCAGCACUCAUAGACAGAUUAUUCAUCACAGAUAAGAUCAAUUCAAGUGGCAUAUAUCGAGUAAAAUUAUGCAAAAAUGGAGAGUGGGUUACGGUUACAGUUGAUGAUUACUUUCCUUGCUAUCCAGAAGGUGAACCAAUCUUUGCUAAAUGUCAUGGAAAUGAAUUAUGGGUUAUGUUACUCGAAAAAGCAUACGCAAAACUUCAUGGGAAUUACUAUUUGCUUAGAGGUGGCUUUGUUAACGAAGCACUUCUAGAUCUUACAGGUUGUCCUAGUAUAUGCUAUGAACUAGAUGAUGAGUAUGUCUAGCACUUCAUAGAAAACGGUUAAUUUUGGGAACUUAUAAAAUACUUUGAUGAUGAAGGAUAUCUUUUAUCAUUUUCAACCUCUGGAGAGGGAAGAUGGAUUGAUAAUAAUUAGAUCUAAGAAAGGCAAAGUGCUAUUGAUGGAGAAUAAGCAGAUAGUAUUUAAAUUAAUCCACUGCCUAGAGGUUAAGCUUUUGCUGUUGCUUAAGUAAAAGAUGUUUUUGGGAAUCAAUUACUUAAUUUAAGAUCUUCUUUGCAACAUUAUGAUUGGAAAGGGGAUUGGAGUGAGAAAAGCUCAAAAUGGACAUAAAAAAUUAAGGAUGCUGUAGGUCCUGUAUUUGUUUAGAAUCAGGAAGAUGGAGAUGGAACAUUUUGGAUGAGUUAUUAGGACACAAUAAAGCACUUCAAAUGUUUGAAUGUUUGCAGGAUAAAAAACUGGGAAGAAGUUAGGAUCAAAGGAAAAUUUAUUAGAGUGCAAGAUAUUGAAGAUCCUAAUGUUGAAGUUGUUAUAUCGAAAUGGUAUUAUUCUCUAGACUUGCAUGAACAAACUAGAAUCUUUAUCGGGUUACAUUAAGAAGAUGAAAGGAUUAAAGGAGUAAUAUAGAGAAGACCAUAUUUAGAUAUUGGUAUUGCAAUUCUUAAGAGAACUAAUGAUGGUGUCGAAUUAGUUGAUCUAAAGGAUUUCGUGCAGGAUAGACAAUGUGAGAUUGAAGUAAAUUUAGAUGCUGGGUCAUAUAUUAUAUUGCCAAGAACAACAGGAUGCACCCUGAAAAGACCAGAAAAUGCGCAAUCACUUAAUCUUAAUCUACUCACUAUUAAUGGAUAUCUGAAUGAACUUUUAGAAUCAGUUCUAGAGGAAGUAUUCAAGAAAUUUGAUAUGCUAUUGAAUUAAGAGCUAACAUAUUGUGAAUUUAAAGGCUUUUGUGAAUGCAUUGGUAGAUCAAAUCUGACUGAAAAAGAAUUCCAACAAGAUAUACUUGGGUAAUUCCAUUCUACAUCUCGAGGUAUAACUGUUAAAGGUUUCAAAGAAUAUUUUAAGCAUUUGAUUCAAGAGACGAAGUAAAAUCAUGGUGGAAGUGAUGAAUAAAUAUGGUAGUUUCUGGAAAAUCUUGGAUAUGAUAGAGAUUUAUAUUCUGUGAGAUCUAGGUGCUUUAUUCUAACAUUCCAUUCUGCUAUUGAGGUCUCAGUAACAGUCAGAGAUGCAGUUUAAACAGAUUUAGACACUAGGACUAACCUUCUUGUAAUAGACAAAUUUGGAUAAGAACUAGAGAAUAAAAAGGGCUAUAAAUUAUUCUAUACAUUUUCAGAGCAAGUUCAUGCCUACUCUUAUGCUGUAUAAAAUAACAUAGGGAAAACUGUAGAUAUUACUUUGGACUGUAGUUUAUCUUCAAAUAUGCUAUUCAGUUCGAAAACUAACAAGAUUACGAAAAGAGUAGAGUCUGGUCAUACUGAAUUCAUGAUUCACUCGAUGGCGAUGCCAAAUAUAAAUAAAUUUGUGAGAAGCGCAAAGUGUAUAAUAAAAGAGAUAAACCAAUGA
Molecule: messenger RNA, 2505 nt
Organism: Stylonychia lemnae
Lineage: Eukaryota; Ciliophora; Spirotrichea; Sporadotrichida; Oxytrichidae
Source: the annotation of a GenBank genome assembly